Molecule: messenger RNA, 2566 nt
Organism: Anarrhichthys ocellatus (wolf-eel)
Lineage: Eukaryota; Metazoa; Chordata; Actinopteri; Perciformes; Anarhichadidae
Gene: fbln7
Product: fibulin 7
Exons: 8
Coding region: 727-2058 (443 amino acids)
Molecular function (GO): calcium ion binding
Source: RefSeq, a predicted model, not a curated record
CUACAAGCCAAACCUUAAAAGACUUGCUCGUAAAACUGUGACAAAUGCACAUAAUGUACGUCCGGUAGUGUUUAUCAACAGACCAACACUAGUCUCAAAAUGAGUGUUAUUCUUGAUAGUCUACAAAACAAUGUGGCCUUAACGGUUAUCGUUAGCUCUCAGUCAGGCUUACCUGAUCUUACGGAUACAUAACCGGUCAUUUUAGGUGUGCAUAGCCGAGUAUGUCAAAGGCUUAACGACCUGUUUCGUAAUGAGCAUCAUACAAGUCCCCAGGAAGAUCUUAUUCUGAAAAUGUCCAGUCAUUUGAGUUUGUAAGGAAAAGGAAACAACUUUUUUUUUUUUUUUUUUUACCCUUUACGACAGAGUUAAACAUAAUUAAGUUCAUAUCAUACUCGUGAUAUUUACCAGAUAUAGCUGACACUGUGGUCAACUUUCCUUGACCUUGAGAUGUAAAGAGAAAAGCAUACAAAUAUGUGGGAGCAUCUCGGUGGGAGGGAUUAUUGCUGCAGGAAACAGUUAGGUGGCGUGCAGAGCUCAGAGGCUGAACCUUUCCAGAGCGCAGAUAAAGAGACGGGAGCGCAUCUCUGUCUCAGACACCUGAUGAGCAUCCUCCAAACUCUCGUAACAAGGGGACAGAACUCGUUUUGGGGGAUUUUACCGAAGCACCAAAUCUUGGAGAACACCAACAGGGAACAGCAUUACUUUAUUAUCACUGGACAUUAAGAGAUGGCACUGUCUUUUCGACGCAGGUGUUUGCUGCUGCUGUGUUUGACAGCUAUCCAGAGUGGUCAUGCUGCCGUUCAGACAUGCAUGGACAAGCACCAGGUGGUCGGGGUGCUUCGUCAAAUGGAGAAGUUUCUGAAAGGCCAGGAGAUGCGAUUUACGGAGGGCCUCAGGAUCAUGAAGUCAAAGCUGGCAACGCUGCAGAACUCUGUCUCCAAGUUACCUCAAGCUGACCAGUCAGCUGCUCCCACCACCUGCCCCACGCUGGAAGGCCCUGCUCACGGAACCAAGUUUGGCUCAAAGUAUUUAGUUGGACAUGAGGCCCAUUUCACUUGUUCCCAGGGCUACCAUCUUGUCGGUUCUGCCACUCGUGUCUGCCGGGACAACGGCACCUGGACUGGCAUCAGUGCCAUCUGUAAAGAUAUAAGUGAGUGUGCAAGUAAUCCCUGUCAAAAUGGAGGUACCUGUGUGGAAGGCGUUAACCAGUACAAAUGCACCUGCCCCCAGAACUGGAGUGGUUCUCACUGUCAGCAUCAAACCCAGACAGCACCACCUGAGUGGAGUGUCAUGAAUGAUCCAGCAUUCAGCCGGAGACCUCGCUGUGCGCAAGUGAACAGAGCCCAACACUGCAGCUGUGAUGCCGGCUUUCACAUGAGUGGCACCUCUGACAACAGUAUCUGUCAGGAUGUAAACGAGUGUGAGGUGUAUCGGCUGGACAAAGGAGGGAAGCUUUGUGUCCACGAGUGUGUGAAUGUCCCGGGCUCGUACCACUGCUCGUGCCCCAGCGGCUACAAGUUGCUCCCAGACGGGCGGAACUGUGAGGAUGUGGACGAAUGUUUAAGCCAGCAGCACAACUGUAGCCGAGGGACAACUUGUAUCAACACGGGGGGAGGCUUUCAGUGCGUCAACCCAGAGUGUCCCCGUUCUCAUGGCAACAUCAGCUACGUCAAGACGUCUCCCUUUCAGUGUGAGAGAAACCCCUGCCCCAUGGACAGCAGAUCCUGCCACCUGGCUCCCAAGACCGUGUCCUUCCACUACCUGUCUCUGACCUCCAGCCUGCAGACUCCUGCGACGCUUUUCCGUAUGGCGACCGCCGCCGCCCCAGGGCGCACCGGGCCGGACAGCCUGCGCUUUGGCAUAGUGGGCGGAAACUCCCGAGGCAUCUUUGUCAUGCAGCGUUCAGACAGGCAGACCGGUGAGCUGAUACUGGUUCAGCAGCUGCGCGGGCCGCAGGAGAUCAGCGUUGAUGUGGACAUGUCUGAGUACAGCGACCGCACCUUUCAGGCCAAGCAUGUGGCCAGAGUUAACGUUCUGGUUUCCCCUUACAACUUCUGAGAGCGUGCUGGCAAAGGAGGAGGACGAGACAGACAGGGGAAGAGGAGCAAGGAAGAGUGUGUGAUGGGCCUGAGUUUACUGAUACUGUUUCUUACUUCCAUAUCAGAAAUUAAUUUGCCUGAGUAGCUGGUCAAGUGACAAGCCAAUAUUAUAAUAAAACAUUUAUAUUAUGAAUAACAAUUUACGGCAAAACACAUCAUAGAUGCUUCUUUAAGUCAGUAUGAGCUUUGACUGAUGUUUGACUGAGUAUGUUUGAAUGCUGAACAAGAGCAUAAAUGGGUUGGGAGGGAUGCAGAACUGAUUUUGUCAUUGCUGUUGCUUUAUGUUUGUAUGUUUAUGUCCAUCAUAGAUCAUGUCUGUAGCUCAGGGUCCAGCCCCGGGGCUGAUGCACUGCCCUUGCUUUGUUGACGAUAAAUCCCUAUAAGACAUUAGUGCUCCUGAGGCUCUAAUUUAUUGGAAAUAUUAUUGCUGGUUUUUACAUUGUAACAUACUGUACGCCACAUGUUUA